Micropterus dolomieu (smallmouth bass) is the source of this 2012-nucleotide messenger RNA. RefSeq names its product phosphatidylinositol 3,4,5-trisphosphate 5-phosphatase 2A-like. Gene Ontology annotation, molecular function: phosphatase activity. Lineage: Eukaryota; Metazoa; Chordata; Actinopteri; Centrarchiformes; Centrarchidae. The transcript is spliced from 16 exons. Bases 1 to 1749 code for a protein of 582 amino acids. Gene Ontology annotation, biological process: phosphatidylinositol dephosphorylation. The record is from RefSeq and is a predicted model, not a curated record.
AUGCGUCUAAGGUAUCAGAAGCAUGUCCACACUUACAGAAUUCUCCCAGAUGAGGAAGGAUUUCUGGCUGUACAGACAUCUCAGGGUGUGCAACCUAAGCGUUUUAAGACAUUACCAGAGUUGGUGUCAUUGUACCUGCAGCCCAGCCAGGGUCUGGUCACCACCUUGCUUUACACUGUGGACAGAGAGGAAACCGCUGUCAGCGAUGACAGGGACUAUUCAGAUGGGGAGGAUGAGAAGCCACCCCUCCCCCCUCGUUCUGCCUCCACCUCCACUCCCCCAGGACCAGACACACCUACAGACAGUGCUCCAGCAGCUAACGGCCUGAGCACCAUCUCCCACGAAUACUUGAAGGGCAGCUAUGCUCUGGAUCUUGAGGCAGUCAAACAGGGAGCCUGCUCCCUGCCUCACCUCAACAAGACACUAGUGGCCUCCUGCAAACGCCUUAAUGGGGAGGUGGAUAAGGUGCUGACUGGUCUGGAGAUCCUGUCUAAAGUCUUUGAUCAGCAGAGCGCUUUCAUGGUCUCCAAGAUGAUCCAACAGUCGGUGAAUCAGGGUGGAGACCAGGAGUUGGAAAAUCUCGUGACCAAGCUAGCAAUUCUCAAAGACCUGCUGUCCUCUAUAGAGAAGAAGGCUCUAAAGGCUCUCCAGGACAUGAGUUUGUCCUCUCCCUGCCCCCUUCCUCCCCUCUCCAUGCGUCACAGCAAAGCCAUUCCUGUGCAGGCCUUCGAGGUAAAGCUGGAUGUUUACCUGGCAGAGCUGACAAAGAUAGGAAAGAGCCAGAAGUAUACUCUGUCUGUGGACGUGGAGGGAGGACGACUGGUGGUGAUGAAGAAAGUGAAGGACAGCCAAGAGGACUGGACCACCUUCACACAUGACAAAAUCCGUCAGCUGAUCAAGUCUCAGCGGGUGCAGAAUAAACUGGGCAUUGUUUUUGAGAAGGAAAAGGACAAGAGCCAGAGGAAAGACUUCAUCUUUGCUAGUGCCAAGAAGCGGGAGGCAUUUUGCCAGCUGCUGCAGCUGAUGAAGAAUAAACAUUCCAACCAGGACGAGCCAGACAUGAUCUCCAUCUUUAUAGGCACCUGGAAUAUGGGCUCAGUGCCAUCGCCUAAGUCUGUGGCCUCAUGGGUGUUGUGUCGCGGCCUCGGGAAGACUCUAGACGAAAUGACGGUCACCAUCCCCCAUGACCUUUAUGUGUUUGGCAGCCAAGAAAACUCUGUGUGUGAUCGUGAGUGGGUGGAGUCGCUGCGUGCCAUGUUGAAAGAACAGACAGAACUGGAUUAUAAACCGAUCGCAGUGCAGACUCUGUGGAACAUAAAAAUUGCCGUGUUGGUGAAACCGGAGCACGAGAACCGGAUCAGCCACGUGGGAAUGUCCAGUGUCAAGACGGGCAUCGCCAACACACUGGGCAACAAAGGAGCUGUGGGUGUGUCCUUCAUGUUCAACGGGACAUCUUUCGGCUUUGUGAAUUGUCACUUGACAUCAGGAAAUGAGAAGAUAGCCAGGAGGAACCAGAACUAUCUGGAUAUCCUACGGCUGCUCUCCCUAGGAGACAAGCAGCUGAGCUCCUUUGACAUCUCACUGCGCUUCACACACCUUUUCUGGCUGGGAGACCUCAACUACAGGCUGGAUAUGGACAUACAGGAGAUUUUAAACUACAUUAACAGGAAGGAGUUUGACCCCCUGCUGAAGGUGGACCAGCUCAACCUGGAGAGGGAGAAGAACAAAGUGUUUUUACGCUUCGGUUAGUCGGACUGUGUUUCUACCAGGUGUCUGUUUUACAGCGCUGCUUACCUCCUCUCCUUGUGCACAAGUUGAUUAUUAAUAGUUUGGUUUUAAAUGAUUAAAAUAUAUCAACAGUGACAGAAGGUCACUUGCAGCAAAUGUGAUGACACACACUUCCCAAAAGCAUCUGCUCACCACUGCUGUUGUGCAAGCAAGACCGUUGGCUUUCUUAGUUACAUCACCACCAAGGUUUCUCUAAGAAAUGUCAUUAUAUGUAAACACUAUGA